CAGAACACAACGCACGGCACCGUCACCGCUUGUCGCCGUCCAACUCCCCCCAUGAGGCCGCCCCCGAGGCACCCCGCCGCCUCCCCCUCCUCGCUCCAGCAGCACUAGCAGCCGACGAUCCGCCCGCCCGCGCGCGCCCCGCCGGCCGCCGCCAUGCUCUUCGCGCGCCGCGACAUCGAGGCCGCGGCCGCCGGCGCCCAGGACGGCUCGCCGGCCGCCAAGAGGGGCAAGCCGGACGCGGCCGACGCGGCGCGCCCCACGCUGACGCGGACCGAGGCGCUCGCGGCUGCGGCCGUGCUCGCGCUCUUCGUCGCCGGGAUCUUCUGCAUCUUCCUCGCCGCGCCCCGCCGCGAGUUCGGCCAGAUCCUCCGCCUCCCGCGCAGCCUCGCCGACGUGCGCCUCCUCAAGGACAAUCUUGCUGUGUAUGCAAGUGAGCAUCAGGCAAAUUUCGUGUUGGGGUAUUGCUCCAUAUACAUCUUCAUGCAAACAUUUAUGAUCCCCGGAACAAUAUUUAUGUCUUUACUUGCUGGAGCGCUUUUUGGGGUGAUUAAAGGGGGUGUUUUGGUCGUCUUCACUGCCACAGCUGGGGCAUCAUCUUGCUAUUUUCUCUCCAAGUUGAUUGGCAGACCUUUGGUUUGCUGGUUGUGGCCUGAAAGACUGAGAUAUUUCCAGUCAGAGAUCGCAAAGAGGAAAGACAAGCUGUUGAACUACAUGCUUUUUCUGAGAAUAACACCAACUCUGCCCAAUACUUUCAUAAAUAUGGCGUCACCUAUUGUCGACAUACCUUUCCAUAUUUUCUUUGCUGCAACACUAAUUGGGCUCAUCCCAGCAUCUUAUAUUACUGUAAAGGCUGGGAGAGCUCUAGGCGAUCUAAGAUCAGUUAGGGAAUUGUAUGACUUCAAGACAUUAGUUGUUCUAUUCCUCAUUGGAUCUGUCGCCGUCGUCCCAACCAUCCUGAAAAGGAAGAGAACAUAUGAGUGAUGCCUCAGGCAAUAUCGAUAUAUACAGUCCCCGAUGCCCCAGCGUGUACUAGCCCCCCUUUUUUCGCCUUUUCUUUUCCUUCCCUAUAUAUGUAUACCUAUUUAAUUUAGAUGUAAAGAUGUAAGAAACGGAAUGCCUCCCUUGAAAGUCGGUAUUACGCAAUAAAAGUGGUGCUAUUGCUGUA
Messenger RNA from Hordeum vulgare subsp. vulgare (domesticated barley), 1165 nucleotides. RefSeq lists its product as uncharacterized. NCBI's taxonomy places the organism in Eukaryota, Viridiplantae, Streptophyta, Magnoliopsida, Poales, Poaceae. The transcript is spliced from 4 exons. Bases 154 to 981 code for a protein of 275 amino acids. The record is from RefSeq and is a predicted model, not a curated record. Gene Ontology annotation, cellular component: endoplasmic reticulum.